AUUGCCAAUUAUGUCUAAUUUUCUUUCAAACCAAAUAGAUUCUUCUUCUUCAUCUUCUUGUUAUUUAGCAAGAACCUUGAAAACUAAACGUGGCAAGAAUCUUCAUCAUCAACCUGCAACAUGGAGCAUGAGUUCCAUGAUCACAGCAUUGCCACAAUAUCCAUCAUCUCCUCCUCCUCCUCCUCCCGAAGACAAUGCCACUCACUUCUCCACUCCAAGAAACCAGAGAUUAGGCAUGACCUACAUAGAAAACAAUUGCUUCUCUGAUAUUGAUGAAUGGUUAGAACAUGCAAACAAGUUCUGUAAAACCUUCAACCAUCACAAUGAGGAUAAUCAUGCAGAACAACAACAUGACUUGAGAAUCUCAGCAGUAUGCAACAAUUUCUUAAUAGCUCAAGAACACGAACUUUACAACAUAAUGUUACCAUGUGUGAGAGAAGAAACUCCUCUUCCACAAAAUAUUACUUCAUGCAUUAACAGACAUGGGGUUGGAGGAAGAGGAGAUAGCAGAUAUCAACCUUAUGAUGGAUUAUUGAAUGAAGACAGAAGGAGGAAACUUGAAGCUUAUAAAGAUGUACGUAACAAGGCCAAACAUCUUCAACUUACGCAAAGGUUGAGAAGGAAAGAAGAAGCUAUAAAAAACUGGGAAUUGCACCAAACGAGAAAAGCCAUGGAUCACAUGGAUAAAAUUCAGAAUGAGCUUGAAAGAAAGCAAGUGAUGGCAUCAGCAAAGACUCAAAAGAAAAUAAGGUCAGUGAGGGAAAAGGCAGAGAAGCAGAAGCUGAAGUUGAGGCAAUCAACAAUGAAAAAGUUUAAACAACUUCAAAUACAAGAAACUCAUUCCUCUUCAGAUACUUCAUGGGACUCACGCUUGCAUUUGUAUUAGAAUAAAAAUAUUUUUGUUCAUUGUAUUGUGACAUGGGAAA
Lathyrus oleraceus (garden pea) is the source of this 926-nucleotide messenger RNA. RefSeq lists its product as uncharacterized. Lineage: Eukaryota; Viridiplantae; Streptophyta; Magnoliopsida; Fabales; Fabaceae. The record is from RefSeq and is a predicted model, not a curated record. Bases 11 to 886 code for a protein of 291 amino acids. The transcript is spliced from 5 exons.